AUGAGUUCCCACUCAUCUUCUUUCUCAUACCUUUGUUUUCUCACAAUCUUUACAUUCUUUCAUUCUUCUUUGUCUGACCAAAACUCCACCACCAACAUCCGAUGCAUCGAAUACGAGAGAACCGCACUUUUGGAGUUCAAAAACGACCUCAUCGAUGGUGCAAACCGACUCGUUUCCUGGAACAGAAGCAAUGCAGAUUGCUGCAUAUGGUAUGGAAUCACCUGCAACAAUCUUACCGGCCAUGUCAGUGAGAUCAGACUUCGCGGGCCCGAUGCCAUGGCUGACUUAAAAUCUCAAGAAGCAUCUAUACAAAGAUUUGGAGGGAAAGUCAACCCUUCUUUGCAGAAUUUGACUUCACUGGAGUAUUUAGACUUGAGCUGCAAUGAUUUUGGAGGGAACCCGAUUCCGACUUACAUUGGGUAUCUCCGAAACUUGACAUAUCUGAAUCUUACUGAGUCUAGAUUCUCCGGGGAGGUCCCGAGUCAACUCGGGGAUCUUUCCAAGUUACGGGUACUCAGUAUCCGACAACUUUAUAGCGGUGAUCAGUAUGUACAACAGGUUAAGAGUUUGCAGUGGUUAUCGGGUCUUUCUUUCUUGCGCCACCUUGACAUGGGUGGAGUGCAACUCGAUGGCGUGUUUGAUUGGCUGCAGGUCCCUUUUACGCUUGUCGAACUGCAUUUAGUAUAUUGUGGGUUACCUCCUAUCACACCUAGCUUAACCAUGGUUAAUCUUACUUCACUUUCAGUCCUUGAUCUUUCUUAUAAUAACUUCAGUACUAGUUCGAUACCGAGCUGGAUUACUAGUUUACAUAGUCUAGUUUCCUUAAAUCUUGCUAACUGUAAUUUCAAUGGGCCAGUUCCUGCUGGUCUUAUGAACAUGAAUUCCCUUACUGUCCUUGAUUUGUCAAAUAAUCAACUCACGGGUAUUCAGGAAACGCGUAAUUCGUCUACUCUAAGCGUCUGUAAUCUAAGAGAAAUAAACCUUGACUGGAACAAAUUUGAUGGGAAAAGUCUGUUAGACGCCCUCACAAGUUUGUUCGAAUGUGAAUCAUCUAAACUUGAGUCUUUAAGGUUUGCAUCAAGCGGGCUUUCUGGUAAUUUACCACGACAACUCGGGAAACUAAAGAAUUUGGUUCAUAUUGAUCUUAACGGCAACUCGAUAUCCGGGUCAAUUCCAGAUUCUAUAGGGAACUUGUCAUCCUUACAAACUCUAGAACUCGGGUCUAACUUGAUUUCGGGUCCAAUCCCUGACUCGAUUGGAAGACUGUCAUCGUUGCUAUCGAUGUACCUCCCUUCCAAUUCUAUUACUGGCCCGUUACCAGAAUCUUUAGGAGAGCUGUCAUCGUUGGAGCUGUUAGAUCUUUCGUAUAAUGAAAUCAACGGAACUCUUCCACAAAGUAUCGGCAAUCUUACCAAGCUGAAGCAACUCAUCAUCGAGCACAAUCUGUUAACAGGCGUUGUGACUGAAGGUCAUUUUGCAAACCUCACGAGUCUAGUCACUUUACGGGGAGAUGCAAACAUGCUAAGACUCGAGCUACCGGCUGAUAACUGGGAACCACCUUUUCAACUCAGAAUACUGACCUUAAACAAUUGGAGUUUAGGUCCGAAAUUCCCUUCGUGGCUUCGAAAUCAGACCGAUUUAUUUAUCUUGUAUCUAGACAGCACCCGGAUUUCAGAUAACAUUCCAAGUUGGUUUUGGAGUACGUUUCCAGGUCUGCAGUAUCUGAAUAUCUCAGAUAAUAAUCUCUCGUCGGUGUCUCUGAACGAUUUCCUUUGCUCGGUGGAACCGAAACAGAUUAUAUACAUGCAUCUAGGGAAUACUAAUAUUUCAGGUGUUCUUCCUGAUUGCUGGUCAAACUGGGAGCUGUUGAAUAUCUUGAACUUACAGAACAAUAAUCUCACCGGUGAAUUUCCAACGUCUUUGGCAAAUUUAUCUUCUUUAGAGUCAUUAAAUGUGCAUAAUAACAAGCUCUCGGGAGAAGUACCCGUAAAUCUAAUGAACUCAAAAAGCUUACAGAUCAUUGAUCUUUCUGAAAACAAUUUCGUUGGAAGCAUACCGACACCAAUAGGUGGAGAAGCAACAGUUUUAAAGCUUCUCAGCCUUCGUUCGAACAAACUUAACGGUGAAAUCCCAGAUGAAAUCUGCAGACUUGAUUCUAUCCAGAUGCUGGAUCUUGCUGACAACAAUCUUUCAGGAAGAAUACCAAACUGCUUCAACAAUUUUAGUGUCAUGACCGGAAAAGUUACUCCAAAUCCGAUUGUUGAGCUAGCACAACAAGAGUUUAUGGGCAGUGCGUGGUUGGUGAUGAGGGGGAGGGUGUACGGGUAUGGCAGCAUUCUCGGUUUAGUAACGUAUUUGGAUCUUUCAAGCAAUCGUUUACACGGGGUUAUUCCGAGUGAGAUUACGCAGCUUGUAGAGUUAAGAUUCUUAAACUUGUCCAAUAAUCGGUUGACAGGGAGGAUCCCGGAAAAGAUGGGUGACAUGAAGUUGUUAGAAUUAUUUGAUUUGUCAAGGAAUGAGGUUGAUGGGAUGAUUCCAUCAAGCAUGUCGAAAUUGAGUUUCUUGAAUCUGUUAAAUGUGGCAUACAACAACUUGACAGGAAGAAUACCGUCAAGCACUCAGUUUCAGAGCUUUCAGGAAUCGAGCUUUGUCGGGAACCAACUAUGUGGAGCUCCUCUUAGCUUAAGGUGCGGCGGAGGAGGAGGGGUGGUUAAUGCUAGUGAAGAAGAAAGAAGUGAUGAUGGGCCAGAGUGGGGACUUAUUACAAGCAUAGUGGCGGGGUUCGUUGUCGGAUUUUGGGUAGUUGUUGCUCCUUUGGUGGGUAGCAAGUCAUGGAGGAUGAAAUAUUAUGAAUAUCUGUAUAAAAUUUGGUGCAAGUUUUGUGGUUCAUAA
Messenger RNA from Helianthus annuus (common sunflower), 2892 nucleotides. Its product is annotated as receptor-like protein EIX2. The record is from RefSeq and is a predicted model, not a curated record. Bases 1 to 2892 code for a protein of 963 amino acids. The transcript has a single exon. Gene Ontology annotation, molecular function: protein binding. Lineage: Eukaryota; Viridiplantae; Streptophyta; Magnoliopsida; Asterales; Asteraceae.